This is a messenger RNA of Letharia lupina, 285 nucleotides long. RefSeq lists its product as uncharacterized. The transcript has 2 exons. The record is from RefSeq and is a predicted model, not a curated record. NCBI's taxonomy places the organism in Eukaryota, Fungi, Ascomycota, Lecanoromycetes, Lecanorales, Parmeliaceae. Bases 1 to 285 code for a protein of 94 amino acids.
AUGGACGUCUCCAUGGACAGAAAGGACAAUUGCAUCGACCCUGCUUACCUGGCUCACCGGAGUGGGGCGAAUAAGAGCCCGGAGGAUAGGAGGGUCGUGUAUGCGACAUAUAAUUGUAAGGCGGAAGGGGACUUGCACGAGGAGUAUUAUCGUGAUCGGGCCAAGGAAUGGCCAGCGACGCAUAUGAGAAAGGAGGGGGGGGAAUUAGGAGCGACGGUGGCUUUGAGGUAUGGGUUCGGGAGCCCGAUGUUGAGUGUUGCAAGUGGAAAGCAGUUGGAGGUUUGA